AUGGAACGUGUGGAGGAUGUUGGGGGUAAACGCAAAGUCCUUUCUCACUCCUUUUCAACGUUCAACACAAUCGCUUCCGUGUUGAACUUUAACCAUGGUCCAUGGAAUUGCUUUUCGCGUCAUCAAAUUUUGAUUAGGGAGAAAGUGAUCUUGGUCGAGGUGUUACAUGAGCUUCUAGAUGAUUGA
Messenger RNA from Sphenostylis stenocarpa, 186 nucleotides. The record is from the annotation of a GenBank genome assembly. Lineage: Eukaryota; Viridiplantae; Streptophyta; Magnoliopsida; Fabales; Fabaceae.